Molecule: messenger RNA, 5512 nt
Organism: Drosophila yakuba
Lineage: Eukaryota; Metazoa; Arthropoda; Insecta; Diptera; Drosophilidae
Exons: 13
Coding region: 231-4163 (1310 amino acids)
Source: RefSeq, a predicted model, not a curated record
AGUGCGCCCCAGGGGUGCAUUGAAAAGAGCGUAUGUGUAUUGUUUGUCUGGUCGCUCAAUAAAGUCGAGGAACGGAAAAACACUCUGCGAUCCAGCGAACCGCUUCUACGAUGCAUACAGAGUGCGAGGCUCCAGGAAUUUGAUAUCAGUAGCGAGUCCGCUUUGUAGACUAUUUUCAUUAGUAUCAAAAAUGGAAGCAAUACUAGAGUGAAAGGCGGAUUUCGACUACCAUGCCCAUGUCACUGCAAGCCUCCUCGGUUCCACCCACGGCUGCUGUGCCUGCCACUUUGUCGGUCAGUGCAUCCGACACUCAGAUGCUGCGUCCUCAGACUCUGGCUGGCCCCGAGCGGGAGCCUAUCGAGUUUAACAUCAACCUGGUGGGAGCUCCUCCCGAAGUGGAGCAGCUGGUGGAACAGAUCAAGAGCGUGGCCGAGCAGUUCCUCUACCACUGGAAGAGCUUUCCCAUUGUUUUGCCUCAGGCGCUGGCAAGCAGUAGUCUGAAUUUGACGGCGAAGAACGCGACUAAUAGCGUGAGCAGUCGCAAUACGCGUCCCUUUAAUUUGCGCGACCUCUUUAUAGCGCCUCCCUUUGACGAGCUGGACGCCGUGGCUUCUGACGGGAGUGGAGAGCCCCGCCGGCUGACGAGCGCCCAGCUGAAGACUCUGCGGGAAACUGGCUUGCAAAAGGAUAAAUAUGGAAAGCCGAAGAAAUUAACUUUGGAACAAUUGGAAACCAUACGUAAAAAUGGCGAGUUCGAUGUGCCCAGUCUUCAUUUUCCUGGUCAGGUGCACAAGUGGCGUCUUUCCCAACUACUUCAAAAGGGCAAGUUGCGGGCACAAGACUCCUUUCUGAGCGAUCUAGCCCUGGCUGCCCGGUUCGUGGUGGUAACUGCCCGAGCUCGCAUCCUCUCCCACUUCUUUUCGGUAGAACAGGCGAUGCACGGCUUGUUGGAAGCGUUCACCAGACUUGCAGACAUGUUCAUUGGUGUACCGGCUCUUUUGGCCCACAACCUGGACUAUAAGAUUAAGGAGGAGCGCUGCCGAUUUCUCAUAGCCGAGUUGGUUUGUCGGCCCGAGUACGAGGACUGCUUACACGGUCUGUGCUCCUAUGUCCGGAAGAUGCUGCGUCGCGCUACGAUGGAAAAAUUCGACUUUAACAGCUGCGAGGUCAGCCAACCUGUGCCGUACCUAUUCCUUACGCCCAAAGGACAGGAGAUCGACUUGCGCCUUUUCUGCCGCGACAUUAUGCGCAAGGCACUUCCAAUUCUUAUUGGCAUUCUGGAGAGAGAGACGCGAGGCUGGUUCCUGCAUUUCCGCGAGCGUUUGAUUGCCGAGCUGCGUGCCAAGAAGUUAAACGACAAGGAGAUCGAAGAAGAGGUGAACGAAGCUGUUAUGAAGGAGUAUCUACAACGCGUCUAUAGCUCCAUCGUCUCCAAUGCAAAGCUGGCGGAGCUGGGCGACGGAGUGCCGGAACUUCUCGUGCAACAGGCCCAGUCGGUGGUAAUUAUGUACAAGGCUGUAGACAAGGUGGAACAGAAUAUCAAGCGUAUUCGUGAGGACCAUAAGAAGUGUCUGGCCAAUGACCAUUCCGUGCUGUCGCGGGUUGCCCCUUGGUUGCGCUCCAAGCUACGCCACGCUGAAGAGAAUCGGCUCCACAAGAGCGCCUGGUCAGCCCACGAGGAAGCGCUGAAAAUGUGCACCCAACAUAACCUGCACCAAACAGCAUACUUCCUGUCCCGUGACCUAAUCUUCAUGAAGGAACGCGAGCCAGUACUCCUUAAAGAGCUGAAGAACGCUAAGACUCCUACACGCAGCUUUCAAUGGGCGUGUCGCAUUUGGUCGCCGCAGUCGUGGAUCAUCCGUCGCAACUUCCAGGGCCAGUCUGACGUGAUUCCCACUGUGAUUAGCCAAUAUGCCACAAGCAUUGUUACUCCCCGCUCGGAUCCUAGCCAGCCGGUGUUUCUGGUGGAAAAGGAGAUACUGCGCACAACGAGCACACGCUGGCCUUUCUGGCGCCUGCUAAACAUGAUACAGCGUAUAUGGUGCUGGUCUUGGAAUAUGAUGUUCCUGCUUGGCAUACUAGUUCCGUGGUGCAGUCCACUCGGAUUGCGCGCCCUGUGCUGUGUGAAACCUUUUAUGCCCGACCUUGAGCUAUCGCAGAUCAACGGCACACUGUUCCCAAGGAAGACGAGCAUAACUCAGACUCUGGCGUCACGUCUAAUCGAAUUGUGGCGUCAUAUAUCAAAAUCACGAACGCACUUCGAGACAGAACCUGAUACGGGCUUUAUUGGAAAGGGACUGACAAGAAAUCUGAAUCGAACUUGGAACUAUUUUGUAAAAGGAUUCUUGGGAACGAUGGUCAUUUUAUUCGCCUUUCCCCUUCUAUGUUUGGCCGCAAGUUUGCUGAGCAUUAUUCUGGCUGUGACUGCGCCUCUAUGGAUUCCGCUGUUUGUACUACUACUCCACAUCUACAUGAUCCUAAUAUAUGAUUUAGAUGCGCCUGAUAAUAUGAAGAAUCGAUACUGCAUCCUAUUGGAAGCCAUAGUUUGGAAUCUUCUGAUACAGGGGUUGCUGCAGCCGGUGGCGGCGGUUCUAAUGGCCACGGUGAUCUGUCCAUUGGCAGCAGGAGUCGUUUUAAUAGUUGGAGUCAUUCGAUAUUCCCUACGAUUGGUGUGGGACUCUCUUACCUACCAUCUGUUUAUCAAGAAGUGUGGACGUGUACCGGCCUCAGAUAGCAUUGCUGUAAAACGAAUUGCUGGACCUGGACUGGCAUUAGACUAUUAUUUUAUAAUCAGACCAGAGCAGGCUUUGGCUGCACUGGAGGCUAAAAUGGAACUGGACGAGUUGCAGGCCUACCAGCAUGCCACGGAGCGAGUGGUUCUGCAGCCACAACAGGAUUUCCUCCAGUUUGUUGAGGCUUGCUUUGGGCCUUUUUCAGCGCAGAUCAGUAAAACUGGUCCGUACUUAUCGCUGGAUCGCGAAGCGCAAGAUCUGAUGAGUACGCUACACGAGAAAUUAGAGAAGCGACGAAGAGAGUUGCAGACCGCAUUGACUACCCAAGUCAAAUCGCGCAUAAAGUUAAAUACCAAAGAAUUGAAGAUUGCUAUACAACUGGCCGCCCAUAUUUUAGAGAAAUAUUAUCCGUCUCAUGUCAUCGGCAGACUGUCCAUUAGCGAAGAGGAAUUCUGGGAUAAUAAAGGUCUCACGGUAAACGACUGGCCGGGACUAGCUGGUCUUAUAUACACCGAUAUAUUUAGUCUAGAUUUUUUAACGCCAUUGACUGAACAUGAUACACAUUUUAAACUAGAACCACAUGCCUCGCUCGACCUGAUGCGAUAUACUGAGAUGGUGAAGAAUGCAAACGAUGUAAUUGGUUCGAAGGGCCUAGAUCUGCUCGGCAAUGUAUAUGCGCCGCGUGGCAAUGUACAGGUGCAUCUGCCCUUCCUAGAAGUGACUGCAUUCAAUCCACGCUCCCGCAUAACGCUCACUUUCCGCAAGCCCGAAAAAAGGGAUAUGUCUGUGGGAUUGACCACCCCGAGGGUGCGUGCCCACCGUGCCCAGCAUGUGCCGAAGACUUUACAAGAUGCUCAGAAGUCAUGGCGACCGUGGAAGCAGCAAUGCGGGGAGAAUAGCGUUACGGAAAAGCUGCUCAUUCCGUUGCCAGUCCCCCAUCCCGUUCACAUUGCUAUUGCCAUUUACAAUCGCGACACCGAACAGCCUAUCCCCUUGGACUCGGAGUUGGUUUGGGAAAUCCUAAAAUCCAUAGAAGACUGCCAAGGCGGCGAUGCCAUGGCUGUCCAGGUUGGGGCGCGGUAUCGAGGAGCGAUCAUUGAAUCGAGCAAUGAUUCCCUGGAUAGCAGCAGCAGCAUUGGCAGUACUCGCGACUCUGGCUCAGGUUCAGUUUCGGGCUCUGCGUUGGGCAACGGCACAGAAACUUUACCAUGCGGCAACCGUGAGGUCUGCACCCAGGUUAAGGUAGAUACCGAACCAGCUGCAAGCUCUUCUGGUUUCCAUUGGACUCUAAGCAAUUGGGGCGCUGCGCAAACGGCACGACGCCGAACCAACUCGAAUGUGCGCGUGGACUUGGCCAGUCCCGAAGAUAUAUCCUUGGAUACGGAUAGUUCCCGUGCCGUUUUUAAUAACGCGUACGGCACAACUGUCUAAGAGACUUCAUUUGUUUGGGCACACAAGAAUAUAUAAACCAUGUCGAUUUUGCGUGGCUGCUCGCUGUUAAUACGUUUUAUCGAAUGAAAUUUCGAAUAUGGUCUUAGUAUGCGAUGUUUUAAAAAGGGAUCCGAUUGUUCACAAAAGGAGUUCGAACUUAAGCACUUGUGAACAAAUUCCAGGGAACAAUCGUAAAUACUUAAAAUGUUAUCCUCUUCUCAAUAUAAAAUCCAGGGUAGCCGCGCUAGCUAAAGUGUAAUAAGAACAAAUUUAUCUAAGUAUAUUUACGGUUUAAGAUAUACAUAUUUAAUUCGGUAAUCUACACCGAAUGGCAAGUCGAAAAGCAAAAAAUUCAAUCUAGUCGCAAGCAAAUUUUAUGCAGCAAUCUAAUUCGUUUUCUUAUGCAACUAUGGGCAUAUACUAAUCGAAGCUUCAUGACCAUUUUCCACCCGAGUUUAGUUUAUUGCGAUAAUCGUUAUAAAAGAAAAUACAGAAAAAUACUUAUUAAUUAGGUAUACAACAUAAGCCAUGAGAUUUUUCUUUGUACCUAACCAACAACACACUUAAGGCCACGAUUUGUACCACGAGCAGUUAAACAAAUAUUGUUGAUUAAUAACUAAUUUAUUUAUAUAAACGCAACCUAAAAGAAUACUAAUUUAUCGUCUCCAAUACUUAUUCUUCCAAAAGACGAAACGCAAAAUAUUAAUAAAAAUGCGUAGAAUUGCAGUGUUGCAAGAACACAUCAAUCGAAAGCAUAGAUAACAGAAUUCAAAAAUUUCAGCGUAAAGAACUUUUACAAAAAUAUAAUAGACCAUGUAUAAAACAUUUUUACAUUUAUACAUACAUGUAUUUAGAUCACAUAAUCGUAAAAUAAAACUAUUAAUGCAUUUGUAUUGAACAUUUUCUAACCUGGCGUAACAUUCUAAAUACCAAAUUGACUCCAUCCCCAGAGCAACAUGCCCUCCAAGUAUUUCACAUACAGAAUUAUGAAAAAAAUUUGUUCAACUGCCACAAAUCCAGGUAUUACUUCUUUAAUCCACGCACUACUCACAAUCAGUUCAGCAUUUUAUGUCUUCGGUCGCUUCCAGUGUUAUGUUCAAGCCAUUCAACUGAUUUUGUAAUCUUUAUAUAAUUUAAAUGUCAAAAUGCAAACACCAGCAAUGGAAUGAAUCUCUACAUACAAAUAUACAAACAUUUACAUACAUAUGUAGUUAUACAAAUUAAACGAUGGAAACCCCAAAAACGGUAAAUCUCAUGAAAAUGCAUUCAACAAUUUUAUGUAAAAUGUUUCUUAAUAUUAAUGAAAAAUGUAUCAAUAAAUUAUGAAUGAAUGUGUGCUCGCAACUUUA